UCCCUCAGACUGAAAAUAGAUCCAGCUGGGUUUGGUCCGAAAAUCAUCGCCUGCUCCUCAAACGAACAGUAUCCACGUCGUGGGCUGAGCACCGGGAGGAUUUACUAGCAUUUCCUGCGCCGCAUUUGCCUGAAACAAACGAGAUUUAUCUUUGAUUUUUCGCCUUUUUUGCCAGCUGGUGCUCGGCCGCAGUGAUGUCUGUCGCGGGGUUGAAGAAGCAGUUCCAUAAAGCAACGCAGAAAGUCAGCGAGAAAGUUGGUGGUGCAGAAGGAACAAAACUUGACGAUGACUUCAAGGAAAUGGAAAAGAAAGUGGACAUCACCAGCAGAGCAGUGUUGGACAUCAUGACAAAAACCACAGAGUACCUUCAACCAAAUCCAGCAUCUAGAGCCAAACUCAGCAUGAUCAACACCAUGUCGAAGAUCCGGGGUCAGGAGAAAGGACCCGGGUAUCCGCAGGCCGAGUCGGUCCUGGGAGAGGCCAUGUUGAAGUUUGGACGGGAGCUGGGGGAGGACUCGUGCUUUGGCAUGGCACUGAUCGAUGCUGGCGAGGCUAUGAAGGAGCUUGGGGAGGUCAAAGACGCGCUCGACAUGGAGGUCAAACAGAACUUCAUUGACCCGUUGCAGAACCUCCACGACAAAGAUCUGAAAGAGAUACAGCACCACCUGAAGAAGAUGGAGGGUCGCCGUCUGGACUUUGACUACAAGAAGAAGCGCCAGGGCAAAGUGCAGGACGACGAGAUCAAACAGGCGCUGGAGAAGUUUGACGAGAGCAAAGAAAUCGCGGAGCAGAGCAUGUUCAACCUGCUGGAGAGCGACAUCGAACAGGUGAGCCAGCUGGCUGCUUUGGUCCAGGCACAGUUGGAGUAUCACAGUCGCACUGCCGAAAUCCUUCAGCAGCUCUCCGGCAAGAUGGAAGACAGGAUAAAGGAAGUGUCGAGUAAACCAAGGAAGGAGUACACUCCUAAACCCAGAAUGACCUUGGAGCUGCUGCCUCCCAGUGAGAGCCACAAUGGGGGGAUACACUCAGCGAAGUCCCCCGGAAGAUCACCAGCACCGAUGGACCAGCCGUGCUGUAGAGCGCUCUACGACUUUGAGCCGGAGAACGAAGGCGAGCUGGGUUUCAAAGAAGGUGACAUCAUCACCCUGACCAAUCAGAUCGAUGACAACUGGUACGAGGGGAUGAUCAACGGCCAGUCGGGCUUCUUCCCCAUCAACUACGUGGAUAUCUUGGUCCCACUGCCUCAUUAGGCCAACGACCUGACCUUUCACCCCGACCAACCCUGAAGACAGUCCUGUAUUUGCAUAAACAAAACCACGCCCUCCUUCUACUUCUGUGCUUCUGUGUGGUUCUGCUUUCACGAAACAAGGGAGAGGAGAUGCUGUGGCUGUGCAGUCGGACUAGAAGAGCAAGAAGAAACAGAUAUGACGGAUGCUGGGGAGGAAGUGUGUGAAGUACGUCGCUCAUCUGGUGCUGGAUCCCAACAAGUCUGCGGAGACUUACUAACAAGGUGCCGCAUAUAUGUACGUGCAUGUUUGUGUCUGAUUGUGGCGUGUCUUCUCUCAUGAUCCAGCCGGCACAAAUUUCUGCUUGACCCCUGAACUGCCUGGCAGUCUAUCCCAGGAUGACCUUCUUUCCUUUCUCGAGCCAUCACAAGGACUUUCAGAACUGAACCAGCAGCUGUCACAAUCUUCUGCACUUUCUUUCUCCAUUCUGUGGCUCGAACAGCUAUUCAGCACGACUCUGUACUCUGCCAAGCUCCAGUCAGACAUCAGAACAGUUUUCCGUCAUACUUUCUAGCAAUUGUAAAAACACCUGUCCGAGCUGGCGAAGAAUCUCGGAGCUACGUCUGCAUGCGUGAACCCCAAAAUACUACACGGUAGAUCGAACGACAGCCAGAUUUCAGAGGCAUCGCGAUGUCUGUUACGUCAUGCAGGCCGUUGUAUGUUUCGCUGUUGAGUGUCUUAAAGAAUUCAAGGUGAGGAUUCCGACUUGCUCGAGAUUGUUGAGGAGCCCUUGAGCAGUUCGGACAAUGGCACAAGAUAUCGUUGAGAAUCUGCUUCAGACCUCACCAAUAAACUCCAGCAAGUCCUGUUGUCAACCUUUAUCUCUUGUCUGUAUAUUUGACUUGAAGCCGACAUUCUGGGGGAUUUAUUUUUUUGUAUCCUUUUCUUGUAACGAUAUCACAACUAAACAUCUGGUAACUAACAGCGUCACAAACACAACUGUCCAGGUGGAUCAAAGUGGGCCAACUAAUAAGCCUCUACUGUCGUGUACUAAUCUGAGUUAGUUCCAUCAGUGUUUCGUGUGGUCAAGUGUAGAGCUGUCCUAUUUGUGGCUUUUGCAUGCAGGACUGUGAGCAGAAACCCACCUAUUUCACACACAUUUGUUUGUAUUUGCACCUGUUUCAAACCUUAUAACAACAGCAGUGACAUGGAUGGUGACUCUUGUGGAAGUAUAGAACCCAGUAGAGUAGAAAAAGGCCUAACGUUUAUAUUUAUAAAUCUUCAAUGAAACUGUUUACUCAUGCUGUGAUGACAAGAUAGUCAACAGUCUGCGCUAUGAAGCUAAAUUGUACUGAAUUGUUUUCCGUGCUUUCACAUGCUCAGUUUGUGGAGGAUUUAACGCAACUCAAAUACAAUCAGACAGCUAGUUAUUAUAAUAUAAAUGAUGCUGACACAGAAAUGACUUAUAUAUUUGAAAAGUCUAUCAAUCAGAGUAUUGCUUUCGGUUUUUUGACGGUGUUACUGUGACAGAAUAAUUCAUCUGAAAUAACGCAGUAUUGUGACAAAUGAAUUAACUUGCGGCUCACAAAGCACAAGUUGUGCUAAUGACCAAGCAGUUUCGUACAGUGUUGGCUGCUCAAGUUAAAUGAUUGUUUUACAUAACAUUUUCUGCACCUUAUGGCAUGGAUUUUUCAAUAACUGACAAUAACACAACAGCAAAAGGAAGCAGCCCAGAGCGGCUGGAGCUAGGUAGCCGGCAUUAGCUUCUAAUAGCAUUAAUUCACUUCAUUGUUCUUUUUCUUAAUGAAUUAAAGCGGGAUUUUUUUAACAAGAAUUAAAUCCCCAAAUUAAUAAUAUCAGCCAUAUACCUGUAAUCUUUGGAAAUGCUUUAGUUAAUCAAACACAACAUGAUCUGCAAGUUCUCAGUUUGAUGAUUCAGGACCACAUCAACCGACUAUAGGAUUUCUAGUUUAUUUAAAUAUAAUUGUUCUCUGUUGAAGAAGGAAAGGUCAUAACAUAAACAUAGUAAACAGCAAUAAUGGGAGGUCACCAGUCGGACAAAUAGAUGAAAAUGAAUGGCAUCAUUCAUCAAAUCAUUCUGUGAGGGGAAAGUAUGGUGACAUUUAUGAAGAUAAAUCAAUACCUCGUGUAUUAGUGUUAUUUAACUGAAUACUCAGAUGACAGUUUGUCAAUAUAUUUCAAGUAUUCCAUUACAUCCAUCAAGAUUUUUUACUCAAAAAAUGAUUCUCAUUCAAUAAACAAUGGUGGCAAUAACGUUUCCAAUAUAGCUUGACCAAUAAUACGUUCAGAAAUACGCUAUUCUUCCAAAGUAAUUGCCUGUUUAGGCCAUUUAGGUUUUAUUUUCAAUAGCUCUGUAGGCUGUCUUCUGAUGUUUGACUUUAGCUACUGCUGUAGCUAAAGAAAUUGACCCGUGUUGCUCAGCCGCCGCCAGGUGCUUGCCACGUUUGAUGUACACUAAUCCCAGCGAGAAACAGAUUCCAACAUUGGCAACUCUAGCAACCUGAGUUCAGUUUCAGCGCCUCCGAAACCCAACCUGCAGGCAGACGGUUAUGUUACAAGCCACUUCAAACAGCAUUUGUUCACUCGCAAAAAGGUUGAUGAAUUUGUCAAUAAAUACAUAAAUAAAACUCAGAACCACUAGAUAUUUUAUUAUGUUUGGUCAAAUAUUUAGAUAGUUUUACUCAAUAAACCUGUGCCAAAUAUAUUUUCUGUUUUUACCACUAACAUAGGACAAAAAUAUUAGAUAAUUUAUAUGCUAUAUUAAUUCAUUACCUAUAUAUUUAUUAGAUAUGCAAUGUUAGCAAUAGCCUUAGAGCUAAAAUAAUGUCCCCUAGCUAAGGCGUUUAAAUAAUUUUGGUGAAUCCGCAGCGACCUUCAGCUCAAGUUACUGAUACGAAUUGUAUUUCUUGAUCUGUGGCAUGCAUUUGGGGAGCUACGCUCUCUGCUCUUGGUGGGUCACACAAGGCCGCUGCUCCGAAAAUUCCAGAAAAAUGUACACAUUGCCAGUCAAUGACUGCACAUGAUGCGAUGCAGCUGAAGAGCACAAAUAUCAGAUGCUAGAGUCUCUUGGCCUUUUGGUAUUUGGCUGUUUUUCAUAGAUAACACACAAGAAUGAUAUUCAAAUAUUUCAUCAGAAUUCUCUUAACAGAUUAUAGUUAUGGUGCGGGAUGUGUGCGUCUGUGAGUGUUUUAAAGAAUAAAAGGAAAUUCAUGUGGAAGUGAGGGAACAAUUUCACAGUUGUUGUAUAGCACAGAAACACUAUCAGUGCAGUGAAAACGCAGUUGAGGAGCCGUGGAUUCUCCGCUCCUCUCAAGGCACGGUGUUUCCAGAGAUGUCCACCUAUGGAAACAACCAGGAGACAAUUUAUAUUUCCCCUCAGGUUCAGAAAAAUCUUUGGAUGGUAGUUAAAUGAUCAACUUGACAAUCUUUACAGCGAACGAUUAGUAACUACGAGACCAUUCAUUUUCUGCAUCUUAACAUAAAGACAAACAACUAAUUGCUGAUCUGCGGGAGGAGCCUCCUUGAAGGGACGAAGAUGCAAGCUGUGUCACUGUUGAGGUCAUCGAGGCAGUUAUGGUUCCAUUUCAGUCCAAGUAGACCCGCAGAACCUUUCCAACACCUGUGUCCCAAAUUUACAUGUUGCAGACGCCUGCCUUAUUUUAAUCUAAAUUACAUCGAACCAACAAGUCUAGUUUUUACCUUUUAAGUGACCCGUAGUGUCACCGAAAUUUUCUCUCCUUAAGAGGUAAAUUGAUGUUUCAGAAUGCACUCAGCGGUGGACUCAGACUGGAGUCGUUCUCAUGCCAUUAGGGGACGCCCUGCUGCUACAGCUGCAGCUGGUAACACUGAAGUUUUAGUCCAGUGUUUUACGGCUGCUGAUCCUUCCUCAUCCUGUUUCACCUCUCUGCCACUCUGAAUGUUCGUGGCCGUGGUGGAAUGAUGACAUGGCCUCUGUUGGACCUGCUACUGGUGUUGUAUGCCUUGUGGCUGCACAAGCUACACAUGAAAGUGAAAUACACCUUGUUGCUGUUUAUUUAUAUGUUCUGCGUAUUUUUUUUAUUAUUUAUUCGUUUAUUUAUUCUUAUUUAUUUGACGAUUGUCGAUGCAUCGUUGUGAUGUGGACGAUGGGGUCAAAGGGGGGUGGGACAACGAUAAAACCUUGCUGUGAUACUAACUGUUGCUCUCCUUGUAUUGGAUGAUGAUAUUAUCUAAGGCCACUGUAUGUAUAACUGCUUGUUGUGAAGAUGACCUACGAUGUUAUGAAAAUAAAUAAUUAAC
Molecule: messenger RNA, 5525 nt
Organism: Synchiropus splendidus (mandarinfish)
Lineage: Eukaryota; Metazoa; Chordata; Actinopteri; Syngnathiformes; Callionymidae
Product: endophilin-A1-like
Exons: 9
Coding region: 195-1250 (351 amino acids)
Biological process (GO): synaptic vesicle uncoating
Cellular component (GO): presynapse; glutamatergic synapse; cytoplasm
Molecular function (GO): protein binding
Source: RefSeq, a predicted model, not a curated record